Coregonus sp. 'balchen' is the source of this 10280-nucleotide messenger RNA. Lineage: Eukaryota; Metazoa; Chordata; Actinopteri; Salmoniformes; Salmonidae. The record is from the annotation of a GenBank genome assembly.
AUGCUUGACACCGUGACUGCGGUGGUGAGGUCUGCGCAAUACAAUGGCAGCGUAUUGCCUACUACCUCAGUGGAGAACACAUCAGCAACCCCAACUUGGGGACCAGAGCCUCACAGAUGUCUGCAGGUCCUAUACGAGGACAUUGGCGAGUUAAGGUAAGCCAGAUAGGACUGUGUUGUUCCUGUCACUAUAAUUGUACAUAUUUUCAACGUACUGCAUUACCUCAAUGCUACAAUUUGAAACAUGUUAAGACAAGAGGUGUCAUCUCAGGUGUGACAUUCACAUUGCUGGAACUGUUGUUCUGUAUUUAAUGUGGUUAUAAAGACUGGUGUAGUGAAGGAAGAACAGCACUUACUCUUUUGAAAUAACGACCAUAUACACUGAGUGUACAAAACAUUACACUGAGUUUCCAUGACAUAGACUGACCAAGUAAAUCCAGGUGAAAGCUAUGAUCCCUUAUUGAUGUCACCUGUCAAAUAUACUUCAAUCAGUGUAGAUGAAGGGGAGGAGACGGGUUAAUGGACUGUUAAGCCUUGAGACAAUUGAGACAUGGAUUGCGUAUGUGUGCCAUUCAGCGAGUGAAUGGGCAAGAAAACAUAUUUAAUUGCCUUAGAAUGGGUUAUGGUAGUAGGUGCCAGGCGCACCGGUUUGUGUCAAGAACUGCAACACUGCUGGGUUUUUCACACUCAACAGUUUCCUGUGUGUAUCAAGAAUGGUCCACCACCCAAAGUUGUUGUCAACAUGGGCCAGCAUCCCUGUGGAACACUUUCGACACCUUGUAGAGUCCAUGCCCCGACAAAUUGAGGUUGUCUAAGGGCAAAAAGGGGUGCAACUCAAUAUUAGGACGGUGUUCCUAAUGUUUUGAACACUCAGUGUAAAAUGCACAGCAGGUGACAGGGUUUGGAUUGGUCUAAAACAAGGGUUUCACAGCACAAGCUGCCAAUACAUUUUCACAUCUCCUCCUCAUGUGCUGUUGUCUAUUUCUCUCUCCCCAUCAGAGUGCGGUUUUGGGACCUCAUGCUGCUCAUUCCCAAUGUAGUCUUCUUCAUGUUCUUGAUGUGGAAGCUGCCCUCAGCCAGGGCCAAAAUCACACUCACCUCCAGCCCCAUCUUCAUUACCUUCUACAUUCUGGUAGGUAACCACUUAUAUCCAAGCUCUGGAAGUAGGACUUGUGCAGAUGAGCAGUGUAUACACACAAAAAGUAGGCUCUUGCUAAUUUUUUAAGGCUAAUUACCUGUAGUUUGACAGCUCUCUGACAUGCUUGAAAUGCUAAAUAUAGAAUUUAGCAAAAAUAAAGUAAUAACAUAGCGGGUUAACUGGAUUCAUAUUGAUUCGUUUCACAAUAUCAGAUGGUAAUUGCUAUCUCAAACAUGGCUCUUGAGAAAUUGGUUUUCUACCCUACACAGACAUGAACACAAUGAGACUGACAGAUAUGGAUACGGACGAACCUGUUGGCCCCCCCCCCCCUGCCCACAACCCCUCUUUUAAUGGAUGUCUGACCCUUGUCCUCCCAGGUGUUUGUGGUGGCAGCGGUGGGAAUCACCCGUGCCAUAGUGUCCAUGACGGUCAGUGCAUCCAGUGCUGCCACCAUCAUUGACAAGGUAAGGCCACAUGUGGGUCAUAAAUGGUGACACACUAUGAACCACCUGUGCUCAUGGUAUUUACAGUGCCUUCUAUCCCACUUGUAGUGUGUUAUAGACUUAUCAUCAUUCAUAACAGCUCAAGGCUCUUUGCAACAGCCCUUGUAGAUGCAAAAAUACUUUGGAUUUGUAAUGCACUACACCCAGAUGAAUGUUAUAUGGCGGUAGAUCAUUAGUGAAUGAGAGAGUGUCCCCAGCUUCAGCCCAUCUUGCGUAAAAAGGGAAAAGGGGUACCCUGGGGGACUUAGGAAUCCAGAAAAGCAUAAUAACCCAGGACACUUCACAAGAUGAUUAUCUGAAAACACAAAGAGAGCAUGAUCAGGACAAACACGGCAGAUAUCUGAGUGCUUCUUUAUUUUCUGAGAUAGUCAUCUUGUAAAGUGUCCUGGGGUAAAACGUAUUUUAUAGGUUGCUGUGAUAGAAAGGAUAGAAGGAAAAGGGGGAUACCUAGUCAGUUGUACAACUGAAUACAUUCAACUGAAAUGUGUCUUCCGCAUUUAACCCAACCGUCUAAAUCAGACAUCCACGUCUUCGGCGCCCGGGGAACAGUGGGUUAACUGCCUUGCUCAGGGGCAGAAUGACAGAUUUUUACCUUGUCAGCUCGGGGAUUCGAUCCAGCAACCUUUCAGUUACUGUUUCAACGCUCCUACCCGCUAGGCUACCUGCCGACCUGCACACUUUUGAGAAUGUGGAUAAAUCCAAAACAGAGGCUAAAAUGCAAAAAUAAAAAUAAUUUAUUAGGACCUCAAGAUGCCCAAAAAGUGCAUGGUGCAGAAAAGUGCAUAUAUAAAAUGUAAAAAUGACACUGAUCUGAGAAGAGCGGAUAAGUGAAAGAGAAGUGCAGAUGAAGGAAAGGUGAAGAGGAGCAGAGGCUUUUUGAGACUACUGACAUUUACCUCUUCUCAAUGUCAAAUCAAAUGUUAUGUCACAUGCGCCGAAUACAACAGGUGUAGACCUUACAGUGAAAUACUUACUUACAAGCCUUUAACCAACAAUGCAGUUCAAGAAAUACAGUAAAAAAUAAAAAGUAACACAAUAAAAUGACAUAACAAUAACGAGGCUAUAUACAGGGGGUACCGGUACAGAGUCAAUGUGUGGGGUACAGGAUAGUCAAGGUAAUUUGUACAUAUGGUAGGGGUAAAGUGACUAUGCAUAGAUAAUAAUGUUGUUUCUCCUUUAGGUGCUGUGGGAGAUCACCCGUUUCUUUCUGCUGGCCAUUGAGCUCAGUGUGAUUAUCCUGGGACUGGCUUUCGGUAGGUCUUCUAAUAACCACCACAGUAUUUUGAUUCAUAACGCCAUCUCCUGUAACUCAAAGCCAUUAUGCAGUAGCCUGAUCCCAGAAUCUGCUUGUGCUAUCAUGUCAACCCCUUGAUAGCAGAAACAGACUGGCACCCAUGCUAAUUGUAAAGGAUUUACAUUUUACAUUUUAGUCAUUUAGCAGACACUCUUAUCCAGAGCGACUUACAGUUAGGGAGUGCAUAAAUUUUUUCAUACUGGCCCCCCGUGGGAAUCGAACCCACAACACCAUGCUCUACCAACUGAGCUACACAGGAUUUGAAAACAAACGCUACCAAGCACAUGCUGAAUUUGUUAGGACAAUAUGGAGAAGUACAUUACUGAUGUGUGUGUCAGGACGGGGUAGUAAAAAAACAGCACAUUAGUUAAACUAAUUUGCAAUGUACAGUCAAAAUUUGUAAUGAUCUGCAAACCUAAAACAAGACAAUUUCCUGUCGGCCGGUCUCACUUGGUCACCUCAACUGGUAUGACUACAGUCACACAUGUACUCAUAUAGUCAUGCACUGUAUAAACCGAGGUGGAUAUAUGAGUUGUUUAAACUUAAUGUGUUCCUAGAGGAGGGUGGGAUUAGGGUCUUUAUAGACAGUGUAAACAGUAAAGCUGUAUGCACCUGUUAGCAUAGCCAGGGGUGUGAGCAGGACAACAGAUUUGUUUUAUGUAUUAUUGUUUAAUCAGGAAAAAUCACAUCCCUGAUUAUUACUACAGCAUUAAAAAUUCUACUGUUUUUAUUUUAAUUGGCAUGGUGGAAUCAUUGUCAUAUGACAUUUAUUUUGUGUUCGUUCCCAUUAUUAAAGACCGACACUUUCAACUCCUUAGUGGUGCUGUUGAAUGCAUGACGUCUAAGCCCCUUCUAAGCGUUUCCUCUGUUGACAGGCCACCUUGAGAGUCAGUCCAGUAUAAAGCGUGUGCUGGCUAUAACUGCUGUACUGGCACUGGGCUACUCAAUCACACAGGUAAGACUAGAGUCCUGAAUGCUGAUUUUAGUUUGACUAUGUUUUACAUUUUACUAUGUUGUGCCCUACAGAGCAAGACCCUGGUGUUAGAAGCACCAUGCCCCAACCAGCUCAACCAAUCACAGCUCCACAGAUACCUCGUUUUCUCUUAACCAGGCCUAUUCCCCUUCCCCCCUCAGGGCACUCUGGAGAUCCUGUACCCUGACGAGCACCUGUCUGCCGAGGACUUCAACAUCUAUGGCCACGGAGGACGGCAGUUUUGGUUGGCCAGCUCCUCCUUCUUCUUCCUGGUGAGCGGCCAAUGGCUGCAAAGCAAAUGCAGUGCUUUAAAUUUUUUACAAUCUUAUUAAUGUAAUUGUAUAAAAUAUAAAGUUAUCAUAUGAGAGGUUUUUAAUCACUCGUAUGUUUUGAGAAAGAGUAGAAUUGAAUAUGUGUGUCCCACACAUUUGGACAUGCAAUUUAACCAUCUCAUAGUUUAGAUUGGAAUGAAAAUAAGUACCAAUGGAUCAACCAUUGUAAACAAAAAAGCACUAAUUGAAUAAACUGUUUGAGAAUAAAAAAGGUUAAUACUGGUCCUUUUCCUUCCAGGGCUACUCUUUGGUUGUCAUCCUUCCCAAAACCCCAGUGAGGGAGAGGAUAUCCCUGCCUUGUGAGUCAUAGGCAUUAAUAUGGCGUUGGUCCCCCCUUUGCUGCUACAACAGCCUUCACUCUUCUGGGAAAGCUUUCAACUAGAUGUUGGAACAUUGCUGCGGGGACUUGCUUCCAUUCAGCCACAAGAUCAUUAGUGAGGUUGGGCACUGAUGUUGGGCGAUUAGGCCUGGCUCGCAGUUGGCGUUCCAAUUCAUCCCAAAGGUGUUCGAUGGGGUUUAGGUCAGGGCUCUCUGCAGGCCAGUCAAGUUCUUCCACACCGAUCUCGACAAACCAUUUCUGUAGGGACCUCGCUUUGUGCACGGGGGCAUUGUCAUGCUGGAACUGGAAGGGCUUUCCCCAAACUGUUGCCACAAAGUUGGAAGCACAGAAUUGUCUAGAAUGUAAUUGUAUGCUCUAGCAUUAAGAUUUCCCUUCACUGGAACUAAGGGGCCUAGCCCGAACCAUGAAAAACAGCCCCAGACCAUUAUUCCUUCUUCCACCAAACUUUACAGUUAGCACUAUGCAUUGGGGCAAGUAGUGUUCUCUUGGCAUCUGCCAAACCCAGAUUUGUUAAUCGGGACUGCCAGGUGGUGAAGAGUGAUUAAUUACUCCAGAGAACGCGUUUCCACUGCUCCAGAGUCCAAUGGCGGCGAGCUUUACACCACUCCAGCCGAUGCUUGGCAUUGCACAUGGUGAUCUUAGGCUUGUGUGACUGCUCGGCCAUGGAAACCCAUUUCAUGAAGCUCCCGGCAAACAGUUAUUGUGCUGACGUUGCUUCCAGAGGCAGUUUGGAACUCGGUAGUGAGUGUUGCAACUGAAGACAGACGAUUUUUACGCGCAACGAGCUUCAGCACUUGGCGGUCCCAUUCUGUGAGCUUGUGUGGCCUACCACUCCUUUUCCACUUCACAAUAACAGCACUUACAGUUGACCGGGGCAGCUCUAGCAAGGCAGACAUUUGACGAACUGACUUGUUGGAAAGGUGGCAUCCUAUGACGGUGCCACGUUGAAAGUCACUGAGCUCUCCAGUAAGGCCAUUCUACUGCCAAUAUUUGUCUAUGGAGAUUGCAUGGCUGUGUGCUCGAUUUUAUACACCUGUCAGUAACGGGUGUGGCUGAAAUAGCCAAAUCCACUAAUUUGAAGGGGUAUCCACAUACUUUUGGCAAUGUAGUGUACUGAUGUCAGAGGGCUUUUUUCAGGGUCCUUUCCUCAUCUACCACAGUUAGUUUUUUUUACUAUCCCUCAUGUUAAUGAUUAGCUGGAGAGUGGCCUUGUGUUCUAUACAGCUGUCAACAUUCUACAAGGAAAGAACCACAUAAUCAACAUUGUAUAAUCAUUAACCAGAUAACCCUGGAUUCCAGACUUAGAUGAGUGAUAACUCAGUUCUAGAAUGUUGUCAUUGAGAAUUAAUCUAAAAAUCUAUUCACAUUCAGAUUUUUUAAAUUGAUUGUUUAGCCUCCCAGAGACAAAUGUUUUUAGGAGUGGUCUUUCAUAGUUCAGCAGCAGUAGAUACUAUAGCUGCAGAGGUCAAAUUAAAUUGUAUUUGUCACAUGCGUCAAAUACAACAGGUGUAGACCUUACCGUGAAAUGCUUACUUACAAGCCCUUACCAACAAUGCAGUUUUAAGAAAAAUAAGAGUUAAGAAAAAUAUGUACAAAAUUAGCUAAAGUAAAAAAUUAAAGAGCAACAAAAUAACAAUAACGAGGCUAAAUACAGGGGGUACCGAGUCAAUGUACAGGUUAGUCAAGAUAAUUGAGGUAAUUUGUACAUGUAGGUAGGGGUAAAGUGACUAUGCAUAGAUAAUAAACAGUGAGUAGCAGCAGGGUAAAAAAAGGGGGAGGGGGUCAAUGCAAAUAGUCUGGGUAGCCAUUUGAUUAGCUGUUCUGCAGUCUUAUGUCUUGGGGGUAGAAGCUGUUAAGAAGCCUUUUGGAGCUUGGCCCCAGUGAUGUACUGGGCCAUACGCACUACCCUCUAUAGCGCCUUGCGGUCGGAGGCCGAGCAGUUGCCAAACCAGGCGGUGAUGCAACCAGUCAGGAUGCUCUUGAUGGUGCAGCUGUAGAACAUUUGGAGGAUCUGAGGACCCAUGCCAAAUCUUUUCAGUCUCCUGAGGGGGAAUAGGCGUUGUCGUGCCCUCUUCACGACUGUCUUGGUGUGUUUGGACCAUGAUAGUUUGUUGGUGAUGUGGACACCAAGGAACUUGAAGCUCUCAACCUGCUCCACUACAGCCCCGUCGAUGAGAAUGGGGGCGUGCUCGGCACUCCUUUUGCUGUAGUCCACGAUCAUCUCCUUUGUCUUGAUCACGUUGAGGGAGGGGCUGUUGUCCUGGCACCACACUGCCAGGUCUCUGACCUCCUCCCUAUCGGCUGUCUCAUCGUUGUCGGUGAUCAGGCCUACCACCGCUGUGUCGUCGGCAAACUUAAUGAUGGUGUUGGAGUCGUGCUUGGCCACGCAGUCGUGGGUGAACAGGGAGUACAGGAAGGGGCUAAGCACACACCCCUGAGGGGCCCCUGUGUUGAGGAUCAGCGUGGCAGAUAUGUUGUUGCCUACCCUUACCACCUUGGGGCGGCCCGUCAGGAAGUCCAGGAUCCAGAUGCAGAGGGAGGUGUUUAGUCCCAGGGUCCUUAGCUUAGUGAUGAGCUUUGAGGGCACUAUGGUGUUGAACGCUGAGCUGUAGUCAGUGAACAGCAUUCUCACGUAGGUGUUCCUUUUGUCCAGGUGGGAAAGGGCAGUGUGGAGUGUAAUAGAGAUUGUGUCAUCUGAGGAUCUGUUGGGGCGGUAUGCAAAUUGGAGUGGGUCUAAGGUUUCUAGGAUGAUGGUGUUGUGAGCCAUGACCAGCCUUUCAAAGCACUUCAUGGCUACAGACGUGAGUGCUAUGGGUCGGUAGUCAUUUAGGCAGGUUACCUUGUUGUUCUUGGGAUGGAUGGUAGAGGUGGGUUACCCACUCGCUGACCUGCGUCCCCUGUAUCUGCGUCUUCUCUUCAUGCGAAUGACGGGGAUUUUGGCCUGGUCAGGUAUCUUGAGUAAAUCCUUUGCAUCCGACUUGUUAAAUAAAACAUCUUUGUCUAGUUCGAUGUGAGUAAUCGCUGUUCUGAUAUCCAGAAGCUCUUUUCGGGCAUAAGAGACGGUGGCAGAAACAUUAUGUACAAAAGAAAUUACAAACAACGUGAAAAAACACACAAAAUAGCACAGUUUGUUAGGAGCCUGUAAAACGGCAGCCAUCUCCUCCGGUGCCAUUCUUAACCUGCAUACUCCUUGUUUCAUCUUGGUCCUCUCCCUCCACAGCUAAGAAGAGUUUCUAUGUGUACGCUGCCAUUCUGUCCCUGCUCAACCUGGUCCAGGGGCUGGGCAGUGCCCUGCUGUGUGCCGGCAUCAUAGAGGGGAUCUGGUGAGUGGCUGCUUCUGUGUGUAGAAAAAAAGAUAGAAAACAUUCCAUUGGCUUUGUACGUGUUGGAGAUUCAAGAAUAUGUUAAGCAAUCCUAAUGAAGAUCAAAACACGGUUGAAAACAUUCCUAUCAAUCGCACUUGGGAGCAUUGAUCGCAGCGCGUAGUCCCCUGUUUCUUCUAGGUCUGUGUUUAAUCAAUCAACUGUAGCCUAACUGCAAAGCAAUGGAUUUAUCAAGGUUUUUAUCUGCUGACCUAAUGUUAUGACAGUGUUACAUAGACCUUAUAGCUGAGGGACUAAGUAAAAAUGUCCAAUCUUUUUUGUAUUAUUCCUUCGGACAUAUCUGAAAUUCACUUUCCUCUCAAAGCAGAGCAGCUUGUGUUGGGAGUGUCCAUGUUCUGAUGUUUUCUGUGUAGCCUAACUGAAGCCUAGUGUUAUUCUGGUGCCGGCCUAUGGAGCUCUUUAGUCACUGCUGCCGCCUAGGGUCCUUCAGUAGCCUCCAACUGCUCUUAAACACUAGUAAAACUAAAUGCAUGCUCUUCAAUCGAACGCUGCUGGCACCCGCCCACCCGACUAGAAUCACCACUCUCGACGGGUCUGACCUAGAGUAUGUGGACAACUACAAAUACCUAGGUGUCUGGUUAGACUGUAAACUCUCCUUCCAGACUCACAUUAAGAAUCUCCAAUCCAAAGUUAAAUCUAGAAUCGGCUUCCUAUUUCGCAACAAAGCCUCCUUCACUCAUGCUGCCAAACAUGCCCUCGUAAAACUGACUAUCCUACCGAUCCUUGACUUCGGCGAUGUCAUUUACAAAAUAGCCUCCAACACUCUACUCAGCAAAUUGGAUGUAGUCUAUCACAGUGCCAUCCGUUUUGUCUCCAAAGCCCCAUACACUACCCACCACUGUGACCUGUACGCUCUUGUUGGCUGGUCCUCACUACAUGUUCGUCGUCAAACCCACUGGCUCCAGGCCAUCUAUAAAUCACUGCUAGGCAAAUCCCCGCCUUAACUUAGCUCAUUGGUCACCAUAGCAGCACCCACCCGUAGUCUGCGCUCCAGCAGGUAUAUCUCACUGGUCAUUCCCAAAGCCAACACCUCCUUUGGCCGCCAUUCCUUCCAGUUCUCUGCUGCCAAUGACUGGAACGAAUUGCAAAAAUCUCUGAAGCUGGAGACUCUUAUCUCCCUCACUAACUUUAAGCAUCAGUUGUCAGAGCACCUUACCGAUCACUGCACCUGUACACAGCCCAUCUGAAAUUAGCCCACCCAACUACCUCAUCCCUAUAUUGUUAUUUAUUUUGCUCUUUUGCACCCCAGUAUCUCUAUUUGCACAUAAUCUCUUGCACAUCUAGCAUUCCAGUGUUAAUACUAAUUGUAAUUAUUUUGCACUAUAGCCUAUUUAUUGCCUUACCUCCAUAACUUGCUACAUUUGCACACACUGUAUAUAUAUUUUCUGUUUUAUUUUUUGACUUUAUGUUUUUUUACCCCAUAUGUAACUCUGUGUUGUUGUUUUUAUCGCACUACUAUGCUUUAUCUUGGCCAGGUCGCAGUUGUAAAUGAGAACUUGUUCUCAACUGGCUUACCUGGUUAAAGAAAAAUAAAUAAUUAACAGUCAGUUCCCUUUUAAAGUCUGAUGUGUUUCUGUGUGAUUGGAACAGCUGUGUGGACGUCACCACCUUCCUCUACUUCUCUGUGUUCGCCCCACUCAUCUAUGUCACCUUCCUCAAAGGCUUCUUCGGGUACGUAGGUCAAAGGCCAAAAACUAUGGCUUUGUCUGAAAAUGUUACUUGAUGUCAUAUCCUUGCUUCCUCUGUCCUUUUUCCCCCCUCUCAAUUCCUCUCAAGGCUCAUUGGAGGAGGGGUUCAAAGGAGGGAUCUUAGAUCCUCUGCGCCAAUGAGCUUUGAGAUGAAUUGAGGAAAGAAGGAUGGAGGACACAGGCAAUGUUCCCGACUGCAUGAUUCAUGUUUGGUUGCUUUUUACUGCGAUACAUUCUCUCUCCUGUCUUUUCUCUUUCUCACUCUCAUUUUCUCUCCUUGCCCCUCUCUCUUUCUACCAUCUCUCUCUUUCUACCAUCUCUCUCUCUCUCUACCAUCUCUCUUAAUCCUUCUCUCCUCCUUCCUCCAGCUCGGAGCCCAAGGUCCUCUUCUCCUACAAGUGCCAGGUGGACGAGCCGGACGACCAGACGGAUGUCCACCUGCCCCCCGCCUCAGGCCUGGGCCGCAAGGAGCAGCUGGAACAGGGCUCCUUCUACUCCAGCACCCAGAUAGACGGCCUGACUGCCGUGUCCAUGGGCACCGGCAUAGCUGCCUACCUGGACGACGUGGCCUCUGGUCCUUUCGGGGCAGGCAGCAUCAACAGCGACUGCUGGAGGGCAAUCAACGCCUAA